Messenger RNA from Cyphellophora europaea CBS 101466, 2010 nucleotides. RefSeq lists its product as uncharacterized. The record is from RefSeq and is a predicted model, not a curated record. The coding region runs from base 1 to 2010 and encodes 669 amino acids. The transcript has 3 exons. Gene Ontology annotation, biological process: amine metabolic process. Gene Ontology annotation, molecular function: copper ion binding; primary methylamine oxidase activity; quinone binding. Lineage: Eukaryota; Fungi; Ascomycota; Eurotiomycetes; Chaetothyriales; Cyphellophoraceae.
AUGACGCCCCAUCCACUGGAUAUACUUACCGUCGACGAAGUUUGUCGUGCCAGAGACGCUGUCAAGACCCUACACCCAGAGCACAAGCUAUUCUUCAGAGAGCUCUACCUGGACGAACCUCCCAAGGCUGCACUACGACAGUAUCUCGAUGCAGAGCAUGCCGGCAGCUCGCCAGCGCCCCUUCCUCGGCAAGCGCUAUGUCAGUACGAUGUUCUAGACGGCAAAGGCGGCGUCCAGUCGCACGAAUCAAUCAUUGACGUAUCUUCUGGGAAGAGGAUAUCCCACGAGAUAGUUCCGGAAGAGCACCAUGCUUCACUUAGCACGACGGAGUUCAAGCAUCUUAUCGUGGCAUGUGGAAAGUCACAGCUCUUCAAAGACGCAGUUGCCAAACUCAAACUGCCGGAAGGCUUCGAAGUCGUCAUUGAGCCAUGGCCGUAUGGUGGACUAGCUGCAGAUGAAGAGAAUAACCGAUAUUUCCAAGGCUUGUUAUUUGGUCGUGACACAAGACUCAACAACCCCGACUCCAACUUCUAUGCUUACCCUCUACCAUUGAUUCCUAUCAUGAAUGCCAGGACGCGAGAGAUCGUCAGAGUGGACAAGCUCCCGACUGGUGGCGAACAGGACGGCUUGCAGGACGACACCCAUUUGGAGAAUGUCAUCGACCACUGCAGCGCUGCCGACUACGUGCCAGAACUGCUGCCUCAAGGCACAAGGAAGACUCUCAAGGCGCUGAACGUUGCUCAACCCGACGGUCCAUCGUUUAGCGUGACUGGCGGCCUCGUUGAGUGGCAGAAUUGGCGCUUCCGGGUCGGUUUUAACCCUCGGGAGGGUGCUACGAUCCACGACGUGACGUAUCAGGGUCGAAGCGUGAUGUACCGACUGAGCAUCAGUGAGAUGACGGUCCCUUAUGCGGACCCGCGCGCACCUUUUCCGCGGAAACAGGCAUUCGAUUUUGGCGACGGCAGCCUUGGACACGCAACAAACAAUCUCCAGCUGGGCUGUGACUGCUUGGGAGCUAUAAAGUAUUUCGACGGUGUUAUUGUCGACUCAGAUGGCAAGGGACAGGUAGCCCCUAAUGUCAUUUGCUUGCACGAACAGGAUAAUGGGAUCGGAUGGAAGCAUACCAACUGGCGGACGGGACGUGCGGUGGUUACCAGAAACCGAGAAUUGGUUGUCCAGUUCAUUAUCACGCUGGCGAACUACGAGUACGUGUUUGCGUACAAGUUUGACCUCUCCGGUGGCAUCACGAUCGAAACCAGGGCCACAGGGAUUGUUAGCGUCGUCAACAUCGACGCUGGCAAGACUAGCAAGUACGGGAAUAUUGUCAGUCCUGGUGCCCUGGCUCAGAAUCAUCAGCAUAUAUUCUGUGUGCGCAUAGACCCCGCUAUCGACGGGAACGAGAACACAGUAGUGGUCGAGGAAUCACAUGCCGUCCCAUUCGGCCCUAACAACCCGGCGGGCAAUCUGUAUGAAGUUCGCCGCGAGCCUGUUGAGAACUCGAAGUGGAUUGACGCCUCAUCUCGGCACAAUCGUGUCAUCAAACUCGUCAAUGAGAGCAAAACAAACCCUAUCAGCGGGAGACCUGUUGGGUACAAGUUUACGCCUGCAGAUACGCAGCUUCUCCUCGCCCAACCAGAAUCCGGACAGGCACAACGGGCUAUUUUCGCCCAACACCACGUUUGGGUCACCAAAUAUCUUGAUCGAGAAUUGUAUGCAGGCGGCAGGUAUACACUACAGAGUAAGAAGGAAAUUGGCGGCGUUGGCGAUGCCGUCAAGCGGGAAGACGCCGUGAAGGACACCGACGUUGUCAUUUGGAGUGUGUUCGGCCUGACACACAAUCCUCGAGUUGAGGACUGGCCCGUAAUGCCUGCCGAAGUACAUCAGAUCAAUCUGAGACCAGCAGACUUCUUCACCCAGAAUCCGUCGAUCGAUGUGCCUUCGUCGAGGAACAUGUCAUCGGUAUCGACGAACGGCGCCGUGACAAACGGCACGCCGGCUUGCUGCAGCUAG